Brassica napus (rape) is the source of this 912-nucleotide messenger RNA. RefSeq names its product ubiquitin-conjugating enzyme E2 36. The transcript is spliced from 7 exons. NCBI's taxonomy places the organism in Eukaryota, Viridiplantae, Streptophyta, Magnoliopsida, Brassicales, Brassicaceae. The record is from RefSeq and is a predicted model, not a curated record. Gene Ontology annotation, cellular component: nucleus. Gene Ontology annotation, biological process: DNA damage tolerance; protein K63-linked ubiquitination. The coding region runs from base 156 to 713 and encodes 185 amino acids. Gene Ontology annotation, molecular function: ubiquitin conjugating enzyme activity.
GUUAAAAGGAAAAAUAAAGAAAAUUAAAAGGAAAAAGAAUAAAAAACAAUCAAGAGGGGUCACAAGACGAGACACGACGUAGCAUCCGUUGCUAGCUAGCUUCGUUCUCUCUAAAAUAAACCCUAAAUUAUCCGCGAGAUCGAUCGAAUCCGAUAAUGGCGAAUAGUAAUCUACCGCGAAGAAUCAUCAAGGAAACUCAACGGCUGCUUAGUGAACCGGGUAAGCUCUCAUCGCUUCGUUAUAUCCCUGUUGAUUUUGAUAUAGCUGCUAUUAUGAAAUUGAAUUUAGGAAUAUUGGUUGUGUGUGUUGGUGCAGCUCCGGGGAUAAGUGCGUCUCCGUCAGAGGAGAAUAUGCGAUAUUUCAAUGUUAUGAUUCUUGGUCCUACCCAGUCUCCUUAUGAAGGAGGAGUUUUCAAGUUGGAGCUCUUUUUGCCUGAAGAGUAUCCUAUGGCAGCUCCCAAAGUUAGGUUUCUCACCAAGAUUUACCAUCCUAACAUUGACAAGCUUGGAAGAAUUUGCCUUGACAUAUUGAAAGACAAGUGGAGUCCUGCGCUACAAAUAAGAACUGUGCUCUUGAGUAUUCAAGCUCUUCUAAGUGCACCAAACCCAGAUGAUCCACUCUCUGAGAACAUAGCUAAGCAUUGGAAGAGUAAUGAAGCUGAAGCUGUGGAGACAGCUAAGGAGUGGACUCGUCUGUAUGCAAGUGGCGCUUGAUGGGGGGAGUGCAACAGGAGAAAGAUCAUUGUCAUUUAAAUAAGAUUAUAUAUGGUGAAACACUCUAUCUCAAGGUUUUAUCCAAAUCCUUCUUUUCUAAAACAUGGAAAAAAAAAGAUUUGUACUCUCUGGAUAUGUAUAACUACUAGGGAGGAUUUAAGACUAGUUUACCCAUAUUUGCAAACUAACUUUCUUCAAA